UGAUGAUGGUGAUGACAGUGACAACGGUGGUGGCAUCAUGGAGCGAUGGCAAUGAUAAGGUGACUAAGAUCGGCCAGGGGAGGAGUGUGGCGGGAGGUUAUCGAGCUGGAGACUGUGCUCGGUAUCAUAAGACACUUUCGCUUCUCACAUCAGCUAUUUCUAAAGGUCAAAGAUGGGUCCUUUGGGUUCUAAUAAGUGUUUCUUCAGGUUCAUGGUGCAGAAGAAGGGUCAGACUAACACCAGGGCGGGGAUGCUCAAAGGGGUGGUAACUUAGCCCCGGAGACGGUUGUAAGUCACGGGUCGCGUCGCAAGUUAGCUCCCCGCUAGUACCGUCCUCCGCAGCGAUGCACAGCGCGGUCGCAGCGGGGUGCUAAGGGUUAGCCCUAUGGUUCAUGAGUGAGGCGGUAGAGGGCCGGCAGCUCACCAGCUGAUGUGAUUGCAACCAAUGGAAAUCACUGAAACAAAGAAGACAGCCAAUCAGGAUCGAGGAAGGUGUUUGUAAACAAACGAUGGAAACUUGGGCAUUUGGUGCGGGGCCGUCUAGCCAGACCACUUGCUACGCUUCCCUACUUCCUUCCAUUCUUCCACCGACUGUUUCAGUGGCAACACCUGACCUCGCAGAGCCCGACCACUCCUCACACCAGUCAUCCGCGCCUCACUUGGCCCAUCCUCAAGAAGACGCAAACAGUGGCGGCCCAGCACAAAAGACACAUUAUUCAGUGGCGGAAGAAAUUGUGCUGGGCUUAAUUCCUGUGGAGGCCAUCAUGGGCCAUCGUGGGAUUCCAAACCCGGACCAAUUGGCACUGACACAGGAAUACCAGGAUGCUGCAACACCUGCAGAGGAGGAGGAGGAGGAAGAGGAGUGGAGGCAGGUGCAGCCCACCACCGAGGUUAUACCAGUGGAUAUGCCUGCGGCCCUUAAUGACCAUUUAUAUGGGGCAUUUAUGGGCACCCAAAGACAGGCAUCAAGGCCCAGGCCCUCAACGGCCCACCACCCCUAUGCCCGCCCAGCCAGCCACACUCCCACCCGCCCAGCCAGCCACACUCCCACCCGCCCAGCCAGCCACACUCCCACCCGCCCAGCCAGCCACACUCCCACCCGCCCAGCCAGCCACACUCCCACCCGCCCAGCCAGCCACACUCCCACCUGCCCAGCCAGCCACACUCCCACCCGCCCAGCCAGCCACCGGAGAACUGCACAACAUCCUGCACAGGACAUUAACCUACUGGAGCAGAUGUUUGAAGUGCAGAAGACACUCAACACUUCGGUGGAGAGGAUGACCGACAGGCUGGAGCAAGCAAUUGCUCGCGCUGGUUCAGAGAUUGCAGCUGCUAUACGGUGUGCUGCAGGUAAACUGCCACAGUAAUGUGCAUGUUUAUCUGCAGCACCCGCCUGCAGAGACCUCAUGUUUGACAACUUGAGGUCUCUGCAAUGGACCGUAUUGGCUAUCCGGCGGCGACUCGGAGACAAGUACUGUUUUGACUUAACUCAGUUCCUUUUUUCUAUUUCAGAAAAAAAUAAUACUGGCUGUCGUUUGGAGCCAA
Messenger RNA from Eriocheir sinensis (Chinese mitten crab), 1545 nucleotides. RefSeq names its product prespore vesicle protein-like. The record is from RefSeq and is a predicted model, not a curated record. The transcript has 3 exons. The coding region runs from base 510 to 1367 and encodes 285 amino acids. NCBI's taxonomy places the organism in Eukaryota, Metazoa, Arthropoda, Malacostraca, Decapoda, Varunidae.